CAACCCUGGUCGCUGUUUCGAGCUCUGUGAACGUGUCGUGGCCUCGGCGCAGAGAACACUUUUGCCAAGAUGCAUUCUCUCGCCUUCUUCCUCCUGCUCUUUGUUGGACUUGCUUGUGGUGGCCACGUCCCAGUCAGACUGUGCGGAAGCAGGUCAAGGGCAAGACUAGAAUAUAUCGAUGUCGAACGCUGCAAUUCAGCGCCUUGUGUAAUCGAGCGGGGCCGACUGACGGAUUUCUCUGUCGGAGUCAUCCCAUACGUCAACAGCAGUACACUGACUUUGGACGCCACCUUCUUACUUUUCGACAUCGAAUUCCCCAUCCCGGGUGUGGUGUCAAACCUCUGCCGUUUUGUGACGUGUCCCAUCGUGGCUGGAAGAACCUACCGAGCGACCCAGGGAUUCUACAUAAGAACAUGGGCUCCCCCUAUGCGGACGACAGUCACCUACAGGGUAUACGGCGACGACUGGGAAGAACUGGGAUGCUUGACUACGAAUAUCACGAUUGUAUAAUAGACGCAAAUAUGCCUAUUUCUCCAUUCUA
This is a messenger RNA of Ornithodoros turicata, 541 nucleotides long. Its product is annotated as mite group 2 allergen-like Ixo r 2. The transcript is spliced from 4 exons. Gene Ontology annotation, biological process: sterol transport. NCBI's taxonomy places the organism in Eukaryota, Metazoa, Arthropoda, Arachnida, Ixodida, Argasidae. Gene Ontology annotation, molecular function: sterol binding. The coding region runs from base 70 to 510 and encodes 146 amino acids. The record is from RefSeq and is a predicted model, not a curated record.